AUGCCCUCUUACCGAGUAAUAAAUAAUGGUUGUGGUAAUAUUAGAGAUAAUGUUAGCUUUGUUGGCAAUGGUGUACCUACUGCUAGUUAUGGCCAUAAUGUUGCUAAAAAUAUAACUAUACUCGAUUGUUACGUAGAUGAUGAUUUUGAUGGAUUUGAGGUUGAAGGACCUUUAAUGAAUGAAGAUGCUGAUGUAGAGGAUAAUGAUUGUAAUGAAGAAAAUGAUGUUGUUGAUAAAAAGGAGAUUAAGGUUGAAAGAUCUGCUGAUGAGUCCGAUGAGGAGGAUUUGUUUGAUAUUUAA
Dovyalis caffra is the source of this 300-nucleotide messenger RNA. The record is from the annotation of a GenBank genome assembly. NCBI's taxonomy places the organism in Eukaryota, Viridiplantae, Streptophyta, Magnoliopsida, Malpighiales, Salicaceae.